This is a messenger RNA of Stylonychia lemnae, 4872 nucleotides long. The record is from the annotation of a GenBank genome assembly. NCBI's taxonomy places the organism in Eukaryota, Ciliophora, Spirotrichea, Sporadotrichida, Oxytrichidae.
AUGGCACAAAGGGGUUAAUCAUAAGAAAAUAAUCGCUAAAACCGUGGUUAUGAUGAUUGGCAAAGUAGACUGAACUCUGAGGCUAAUUCCUUGUAAUUAAGGCUCCAUCAAAUUGAGGAGUCCAAGCAGGCAUUAUAGAAUAACCGUUAGUUCAGAGAGUCAUAAGAGAAUUUUGAACAAUAAAUCUAGGUGCUUGAAGGUGAUAAGGUAUCUCUAAUGAAGAGAUUGAACAUGGUACUAAGUGAAUUGGAGAAGGCUACUCAUGAAAAAACCGAAAUCAAUCAUAAGUUACUAGAAUAGGAAAGAAUUGCGAAUGAUCUCAAGAGGAAACUAGAUGAAGUAUCAUCUCUUAAAAAUGUCGUGAAUCGUAAUCUAUAAGAAGAUUUGAGAUACGAGAGAGACCUCAACGAGAAACUGAAAGAGGAGUUAUUGAGAUUUGAGAAGGACAAAGAACAAUUGCUAGCUAAGUUAAAAGACUAAGAGAUACUCUCAGGAGAUAUUCAAAGAGAGACUAAUGCCAUUAAUGCUAAUUUAGUAAGAAAGAGCGAUGAACUCAGAAGGUUAGAAAGAGAGCAUGAGACUAAUCUUAAUAGAUUAAGAGAGUUAAAUAGUUUGAUGGAUACACUCAGACAGCAAGAAAUGCAUUCAAAUAAUGAGAAGAGAAGGAUGGAGGAUGAGUUAGAGGACCUUACUAGAGAGAGAAACGAUUUGAUCCGCAGAAUGAACGAGCUUAGCGAUAAAUAUGACGAGUAUGUUUCUACAAUGAACAGAGAGAGAUUGGAGAUUAUGAAAGCUAAUAAAAAUCAUGUUAAGUUGUUGACUUCAAAACUAUUCUUCUAGAUUUUGAAUGAAGCUCUCUACAAAAGACGCAAGCUUGCUCUAUAAAACAUUAAAAAUAUCUCCAAAUAACAACUGAACUUUAACACUAAGCUGUAAAGAUUCGCAAGAGUAGUCUACAAUUUUGGCAAAGAAAGAAAAAGAACUUAUCUAAGAAAUUGGUACAGAAGAGCCAUGAAUGUUGUUCAUGAAAAUUAUAAGAAGAUGAAUCUAAUUCAAUUUAAUGUGAACAAGAAGAGAAAGAUCGUGUUUUACUAUAACUGGAGAUAGGCAUUCCUCCAUUAAAAGAGAUGCUCUGACUCUAAGAUUGAAUCACUUAAAAUUUUUAGGAAAGUCCUAUAAUCAAAACAAGAUUUGCAGCUCAGAACUUAUCUUUGCAAAUGGCGUGAUUUUAUUGAGCUUAGGCAAUAUCAGCAAGAUUUUAUGUUCUCAGUCAUGCAUAGAAAAAGAUAGAGAAAUGUGAGAUAAGGCUUUGUGAGAUGGCUGGCUAUCACUAAAAAAGCCUAGUUAGAAGAGAGAUACGACAAAAUGAGCAAUCUAGUGACAUCUCUAUGGUUCAAACAGAGAGUAUUCCUUGGAUUAAGGUAGGCUUGCAUGGAGUAGAAAACUGAUAGCUCUAUUCUUAAAUUCAAAGCUUGGAAAAACUGGUGUGUCAAAGCUAGAUAAAACAAAUAUUUCUAAAGAAAGAAGCUUUUAGUAUCUAGACUUCAUGGUCUCAGAACUGAGAGACUUCUCAAGUAAUGCUUCGAUGCGAUUAAGUUUGGCAAUAUUCAAGAUAAAUAUGAAAAGACUAGGGAAAGGCUUGAAAGAGAAAUACCAGUAAGAGAGGAACUAGAAAGAAAAAGAGAUACUCUUAUAAAGGUCAAUAGAUCCAGGGACAAGUACAAUCUUUUUAGAUAGUGUGUAAUAAGAUACUCCGAUCUUAAGUAUAGAGCUUUGAUGAUAUGGAAGGAAAACAUUGUCUAUCAUAAUCAGCAGAUGCAAAGAAUAAAGCUUCGCCUUAUAGAGUUGCAUAAGAGAACUCUAAGUGGAGCGUUUUACAAAUGGAAGGAGGGUGCUGACAAGAAACAUAUGGUAGAACUAGUCAGUUUCACUGAGGAUUUAAUGAAUGAAAAUCAAGAAAUCUAAAACACUCUUAAAGCAUGUUAGUAAUAGAAACAGCAGUUAAUGGACUGCACCUCAAGAUAAUAAGGUCUCAAGCUUGAAAGAAUAAGAAAUAUGCUCAAUCGUAAUCAUCUCAGACAUUUCUUUGGAAGAUGGGCAAAUACCUCAUAUUAUUUCUCAAGUAUUGAGGAUGCAGUGUUUAAAUCAACCAAGACGCUUGCGAAGAGAAAAUUAAGAAAUGGAUUCAACAGGUAUAAGGAGAAGGUUAAGGAAUUGAGAAGAUUAGAGUAUAUUGCUAAAAAGGUUGACUGGUUUGAAGGCAUAAGAUCAAAUAAAUCUCUACAAGAAUGUAUGAAUGACUGGAAAGUUUUUGUCAAAAGACAAAUAUCAGCUAAGAAAUUCCUAGUCAGAUCAAUUAAAGGAAUCGACAAUCUUAUUGUUAAUAAUGCAUUCGGAACUUGGAAAAAGUGCAUGUAUGAUUAAAGGAAAGAAGUUUUCUUUACCAAUAUUGAGGAAUUAGAGAGAAGAUAAGAAGAGCAUGAAUAGUAGAUUAAGGAAAUAGAUCACUAAAUUUAAGUAAAUGAUUGCACUUAGAAGCAUUUAGAGUCUAAGCUGUAAUCACAAAGCCACAAGAUAAUGGCAAACUUUAUUUCAAGAUUCAUUUAUUCUUCUUAAGCUAAAGGAUUCUAUACUUGGCUUGAUGUUUUGAAGGAUUAAAACAACAAAAGAAGAUUCCUGAGAUCAACACUUAACUAUUGGAUAAAGAAUUCACAAGGAAAAGCUUUCAGAACUUGGGCUUAAAACACCCUUAAGAUGAAAGAGGCAGAACUUGCAGCUAAAUUACUUGCUAGAGAAAAUGAGAGAAAGGCUUUAUAAAAGCAGAAAGAUGAAUAAUAGAACAAUUAAUCUUCAGAGAUCGAAGAUCUUUAAAACUAAUUGAAUGAAGCUAUUUCUUUAAAAGAUCAACUACAAGCAAAUUAUGAAAAAGCACUCUAAACUCACAUCAAUAGAACCAAUAACAAUACCUACAUUGAUAAGAAGAGGAACAUCUUUUGUGUCUGGGCAGACUAUGUUAAAAAGGAAAAAAAUGCAGUUAAUGUAAUAGGAGCAAUAACAAGAAAGCUACUGAGGAUGGAAGUCUUCAGUAGAAUUAGAUUAGUUGCAAGAGAAAGACACCUUGAUCUGAAUGCUGAGAAAGUAAUGGCAAACUUCUUUAGAAUCUUCAAGUCGUGUCUAGUUAGAAAAGCCUAUUCAAAGUGGAGACUAGUAGCUUAUAAUGAAGUAGUAAGCGACUUAAAUGCAAAGAAAGACGAAUUUCAGCAAACAAAACUAGCUUAAGAGUAGGAAUAUGAAAACAUGUAAUUACAUAAGCAAUAGAAAGCUGAAAAGAUCUUAAAGCAAAGAAGAUAAAGAGAAAUUUCAAGUGCCUGGAUAGAAAUGUCAAAAGUACUCAAAGCACUAAGGUUAAAGGACGAAAUAAUGAGAUAGAAUAUCAGAUUUAUGCAAAUUCGAAAUGCUACUUAGAAAUGGCAUAAGAGAACUGAGAAAACUCUUUAUUUAAGAAGGAGAGAUGAAUAGGUAGUAAAGAAAUAUCAAUCUAAGAUGCUAAAGUAAAUAGUUAUUGAAUGGUAAAACAGAGUUAAGAUUUCAAAGUUACUCUGCAACAAAACUGCUAAAUUUAUCAAGAGACUAUAGUAUGUAGACUUAGCCCAUGGAUUUUCUCAAAUUGUGCAUUUUAAGAAAUCAUUUGACGAAAGAAUAAGAGAAAGAAAAGAGUAUGGCCAGUAAAGUAUUGGCUCUAUUCUUUCUAAAUUAGUGAAUACGAGGCUAAAUGAUGCAUUUUUGACUCUUAAGAUCAGAGGGUAUAAGAAACAAUAUAAGGAGUAAUUUCUUACAAGAAUGCUAAAGCAUGUCCUUUCAUAUCGUAUUAGACACUUCUUCGGAAAAUGGAAGCAUAAUUCUGAUAGACUCAGGUUGGCUGAAACAAUUAAUACUGAGGGUGAUGUUGUUCUUGAAAGAAAUGAAAUGAAAAGAAACGUUAAAGCUUUGAAAGACUUCCUAAUGAAGCAAGGCUAUUCAGAAGAUGAGAUCGAAAAAUACUUAGAGGAUAAAACCAACACUCAAAAAGGCAAUAUGCAUCGAGCUUUAGUUAGCUUGUUCUUUAAGAAAUCUGAAUUCAACAUCAUGCCUAAAGCCAUAAAUUAGUGGAAAAGAUGGAUUCAGCAGAGAAAAUUGAUGAGGGACUGGUCUUAGUUCACAGUUAAUGCAAUAAAUCAUCCACUUCACUGGUACUUCAGAAAAUGGAAGCUUUAGGAGCACCAUGCUCUUUAAAAACUAAAGGAUGUGACUAAGAAGGAGCUCAUUGAUAAAAUAAUUCAAGAUGAGCAUGCUAUUGGUGCUGCCUAAUCCAGACUAGAAAGAAUGGAUGAUAACAUCGAAAAUUUGAAGAUUCAAAGGGAAAAUUUAUUAGGGCAUUUUAAGUCAGGGCAGAAACUUGCCUUAGCUCUUGGUAAAAAUAAUCAUUAAAGAUCCCUCUUCAGGGCCUUCUUAAGAUGGAAGAAAUAUACCAAGGACUAUGAACAAAUGCUUCUGGCUGAGCAACUAGAUAGAACUAAUUUAAUGAUAAUAGACUUGAUGAAUCAUGUAGGUAGACUUGAAAAUACUAACAAGACUUUGUCAGUAGAAAAUGAAGAACUUCGAUAGGCUGCUUUAGAUGGCAUUGAAAUAGCAAAAGCUGUUCAAGAAUUAACUAUGAAGAGAGAACAACUCAGCUUCGAAUUACAGGACAAAGCAACUACAAUUAAGAAGUUAAUGGAAGAUAAUAAUAAUCUAAGUAUGAGGCUAAGCAUCGCAUAAAGAGAAGCUGAAUAACUUGAACAACUAAAUCAGCAAACAUCUUUUAUGCCCCCUCCUGAAAGAGACAGAUAUUGA